AUGACGUCACUGCACGACGAGGACCCUUGGUUCAGGUUCAGCUUCGGAUCGGAUCUGUCUGUCUGGUCGGCCGCGUUCGUUCACCGAGGGUCGGCCGAGGCGCGGCGCGGUUCAACGAAACCAGCACUGAUUGGAGGGAAAGAGAGGUGGCGAGCGAGGAACGACGGACUCCACCACCGAUCGCACACGCCGGCGGCUGGUAAUGGCGAGGGUCGCCGAUGGCAACGUCUCUACGGCCCGCAGGUGAGGAACGCAGAGGAGAUCGGCUGGUGCCUGUCGCCUGCCUAUCGGAGUGGAGGUUGGUCUGUCAAUCGUCGUCACUCGUCACUCGUCAAUGGUCGUCGAUCGGCCGAUGGUACGGAACACGCGCGCCGCAACAAUAAUCCGCUAUCAUCGUUAAUUAGAGGCGAACGGGCGACUACGUGGCUUAAACGUAGUCGACAAAUGACGACCGUGUGGACUUCGACGACGAUCAUCGUCCAUCUAUCCGUUGGCACGCUUUUAAUCUGGUCAUGUGUUUUUACAGCUGCUCAGCCGGGCGACCACCAGUGCAAAGUAGCCAGCCGUAGCCCGUUGCUGUGCUAUGCUAUUCAUUCGACCACCACCACCAUCGCCAUCGCCGUGACCGACUCGCGCGCAUAA
Soboliphyme baturini is the source of this 642-nucleotide messenger RNA. Lineage: Eukaryota; Metazoa; Nematoda; Enoplea; Dioctophymatida; Soboliphymatidae. The record is from the annotation of a GenBank genome assembly.